This is a messenger RNA of Pistacia vera, 2258 nucleotides long. Its product is annotated as inactive protein kinase SELMODRAFT_444075-like. Gene Ontology annotation, molecular function: protein tyrosine kinase activity; ATP binding. The transcript is spliced from 14 exons. NCBI's taxonomy places the organism in Eukaryota, Viridiplantae, Streptophyta, Magnoliopsida, Sapindales, Anacardiaceae. Gene Ontology annotation, biological process: protein phosphorylation. The record is from RefSeq and is a predicted model, not a curated record. Bases 1 to 2187 code for a protein of 728 amino acids.
AUGGUCAAUGUUUGGGAGUUUACUAAAGAGAAGUUCAUAGGGUGUCUUACCAUUAAGAACUUUGGUGGGCAUCCAAUUGACCAGGUCCUGGAUAAGGAUUUGAUGUCUUCGUCCAUUUAUGGUUCGCGGGAGCAUUACUUUCCAUCUGAUUCUGGGGCUCACUCUGAGCAAGAAAAAAUCAGAUUCUAUGAAAUUCAGUUUCUCGAAAUUCAGCAAGCAACAAAUGAUUAUCAGGGGAUAUUACUCGGAGAGGGUGGAUUUGGUCGUGUAUUUAAGGGCCAACUUAAAGAUGGGACGAUGAUUGCAGCAAAGGUACGAAAAGAUGCAAGUUGCCAAGGGAGAACCUUAACAUUUUGUUAUGAGUAUUCUGCAACAAGUCUCUACAUGGCAUUUAUUCGGUAUGUUGCUCCAGAAUAUGCAGAGAAUGGAAUAGUUUCAGUGAGGACGGAUGCUGAACCAUUGAUUGAGGAACGUGCGUUACACAUGAACUCAUCGAUUCUCGUAUCGAAGAUUCAGAUAAUACAUAUGAAAUAUAUGUUAUGGCUAAAACGGCUGGCUUAUGGUGGGCGCCUUCUUGAAGGGGAAACAAUUUGUGUAAUCAUACAUAGCCAUCAUGCGGAAGAUACAGUGCUUCUUAAUUUGUGUUUUGGUGAUAGUAUUACAUGUUUCUCCUUUGCUGUAUAUACAAUAUCGUCUGCUGUUACUGUUCUGGGGCCAUUGAUUUGGUGUCUCCUGGUCAGCAUUGAAGUUAAAGUUACUGCUGGAACGCCCCUUAAGAAGGUUAUUGUGCAAGAGGUUUUAGCGUGUAAAGCAACUUGGGUUAUACUUGAUAGGCAUCUGAGAAGAGAUCAGGGGUUCUAUCUGAGACAAAUACCUUCAAAGCUUGCAUUAAUUCAAGAUAGCUUGGAUGUGGAAAUCUUGAGAUCUAAGACAACAAAUGAAACAGAUGCACUUAUAGAGCACAAGUUGUUUAACUCCAUGUCAAAAUCAGUUCCCCAACCUAAUACUCAACCUGCAGAAAAUGCUGAUCAGCAGUCUAUCUCCAGUAUUAAGAGCUAUCUUCAAAUCCACAGGUCCUUGGAUAGCGAUUUGAUGUCUUCGUCCAUUUAUGGUUCGCGGGAGCAUUACUUUCCAUCUGAUUCUGGGGCUCACUCUGAGCAAGAAAAAUCAGGUCCGCAACUUUCUUCACCUUCUCAGAGGAUAAAAAUUCCACAGCAUAAGAAUCACUUGCGAAAGAGAUCUUCAGGAGCUCCACUUCUUUGUGCUACAUGUGGGCUGAGGACUGAGUUGUAUAUCAAAGAUUCUAUGAAAUUCAGUUUUCUCGAAAUUCAGCAAGCAACAAAUGAUUUAUCAGGGGAUAAUUUACUUGGAGAGGGUGGAUUUGGCCGUGUAUUUAAGGGCCAACUUAAAGAUGGACAGAUGAUUGCAGCAAAGGUACGAAAAGAUGCAAGUUGCCAAGGGUUUGCAGAAUUUCACUCUGAGGUGUAUGUCCUCAGUUUUGCACGCCACAAGAACAUUGUGAUGCUUUUGGGUUAUUGUUGCAGGGAGAACCUUAACAUUUUAGUUUAUGAGUAUAUCUGCAACAAGUCUCUACAUUGGCAUUUAUUCGAUAGUACAACUGUUCUUGAGUGGCACCAAAGGCAUGCUAUUGCCAUUGGAACUGCAAAGGGUUUGCGUUUUCUACAUGAAGAAUGCCGCGGAGCUCCUAUAAUUCAUCGCGACGUGCGUCCAGGCAAUAUACUUCUCACACAUGACUUUGUUCCUAUGCUAGGUGACUUUGGCCUUGCACGAUGGAAGUCAACUGAGGAUCCAGUUCAGACCAAAAUACUUGGCACUUUGGGGUAUGUUGCUCCAGAAUAUGCAGAGAAUGGAAUAGUUUCAGUGAGGACGGAUGUCUAUGCAUUUGGCAUAGUUUUGAUACAAUUAUUAUCAGGACGCAAGGUGUUUGAUACAAAUAGAGAAGAAGAACAACCAUCUCUGAGAGAAUGGGCUGAACCAUUGAUUGAGGAACGUGCGUUACAUGAACUCAUCGAUUCUCGUAUCGAAGAUUCAGAUUAUACAUAUGAAAUAUAUGUUAUGGCUAAAACGGCUGGCUUAUGUAUAAAAAGGAACCCUGAAAUGAGGCCAUCCAUGGGAGAGGUGGUGCGCCUUCUUGAAGGGGAAAACAAUUUGUGUAAUCAUACAUAGCCAUCAUGCGGAAGAUACAGUGCUUCAUUAAUUUGUGUUUUGGUGAUAGUAUUACAUGUUUCUCCUUAGCU